Molecule: messenger RNA, 5222 nt
Organism: Toxorhynchites rutilus septentrionalis
Lineage: Eukaryota; Metazoa; Arthropoda; Insecta; Diptera; Culicidae
Product: glucose dehydrogenase [FAD, quinone]-like
Exons: 4
Coding region: 321-2180 (619 amino acids)
Molecular function (GO): flavin adenine dinucleotide binding; oxidoreductase activity, acting on CH-OH group of donors
Source: RefSeq, a predicted model, not a curated record
CGAUCGCGAGAGGAGCGUUUGCUUAGUGUGAAAGAAUCGCAACGAACGAAACCAGCGACGGAAUCACAAGAACUAGAGUCAUUAAGACGGAGGCGGACUAAUUACCGUGGGAUUAGAAAAAAAAUGUGUUCUUGACUUACGGUGCCAUCCAGACUGGUCGGGUCAUCGUUCUCCGUUUCGAUUCUGGAUCUUGAUAAAAUAUCAAGCCGAUAGUGAUACCAGCAUUUCGAGUUCUUCAUUCUUUGUCCAGCUUUCCCGAAGAUUAGUCAAUUUUGCUAGUGCUCGCGAAUUUUCGAAAGUGUCAUAGAAAUCAAAGAAAUAUGAGUGAAAUUAGUUGUUCGAGUUCGGUCCUGGUGGCGUUAUUGUUACUAGCUCAGAUGCGAACAUUAUCGGCUGGUUUCCUAAACAUAAGUGCAGUGUUGAACAGUGUCUUUGGUUUGACCGAUGUGCUGGAGAUUGAUUACGGUCAACCGCUGUUACGCCCUUCUUAUGAUUAUGUGAUCGUCGGCGCUGGACCCGCAGGCUGUGUGUUGGCUAACCGGUUGUCGGAGGAUCCCUCCAAAAGUGUGCUUUUGAUUGAGAUUGGACGGGGCGAGAUUCCGAUGUUCAGCGAUCCGCCCCUGCUCGGGCCCACGUUGGCAUCAACGAGUUACAAUUUCGGGUACCAAACCGAGGUACAGAAACACGGCUGUCAGGGUCUGCGGGGGAAACGUUGCAGUUGGGCACAUGGGAGAGGUGUUGGUGGUUCAUCAAUCAUCAACAAUGUGAUUUAUACCCGAGGCAACAAGCGGGACUACGACAGCUGGGCGCGCGCUGGGAAUCCCGGCUGGAGCUGGGACGAGAUGCUGCCGUAUUUCAAAAAAGUGGAACGUGCAAACAUCCGAGAUUUUGGAGACAAUGGAUUCCACGGGAAAAGUGGCCGACUGUCGGUGGAAGAUUGCCCUUUCAGAUCAAAAAUCGCCACUGCAUUCGUGAAAAGUGCCCAGGAAGUGGGCUAUCCCUAUCUGGAUUACAACGCUGGGGACCUGAUCGGGGUAUCGUUCCUUCAGGCGCAUACCCUCCGGGGUCAUCGUGCCACCGGUGGCAACGCAUACCUCAAGGACAUUGUCCAUCGACCCAACCUGCACAUCAUGACCCGCUCAUGGGCCACCAAAGUACAUCUAGAUCCCAAAACCAAAGAAGCAACGGGGAUCGAUUUUGUGCAUGCAAGACGAACCUACUCCGUGCAAGCCACGCGGGAGGUCAUCCUGUCGGCAGGGGCUUUCGAGAGUGCCAAGCUGCUAAUGCUAUCCGGGGUUGGGCCGGCUGAGCAUCUCAAACAGCAUGGGAUAAAAGUGAACCAAGAUCUUCCUGUCGGGGAACAGGUGACCGAGCAUGGUGGAGUCUUCGGGCCGGUUUUCGUUCUCCAAAACGAUCCCGAUGGAUUAAGAAGUUUGGAGCCAUUGAUAACAAUCAGUGAAUUUAUGCGUUUCAAAGGCGGCAGUGGUCCACUAACGUCGAACUCUGUGGAGAGUCUGAUGUACGUGAAGUCGCCCGUUGCCGAGGAUCCCGAUCCAGGGCUGCCGGAUGUGGAGAUAAUGCAAGCAUUUGUAUCAUUCGGGUUUGAUUCUUCGCCGUCCUCCAAGUUUGCCUAUCAGCUGUCUGACGAAGUUGACGAGGAUUACUUCCGACCUCUGGGGAACGUGAGGGCAUUCAUGUAUCUUCCCAUGUUGCUAAAGGCUCGCGCUAGAGGUCAGGUUCGAUUGAAAUCUACUAAUCCAUUCCAUCACCCACAGUUCAAGUAUCAGUACUUUGAAGACGAGCGAGAUGUCGAGGCGCUGGUGUAUGGAAUACUGCAAGCCAUCAAUGUCACCUCGCGGCCUGCGUUCCAGAAGUUAGGAGUGGAACUGUACGCCAACAAGGUUCCGGGUUGUAAGCAUUUGAAAUUCAACACCCUAGAUUACUGGCGCUGCCACGUGAGGACGCUGACGGCAACCUUUCAGCACCAGGUGGCAACAUGCAAGAUGGGUCCCGCUAGCGACCCGGAGGCAGUGGUGGAUCAUCGGUUACGAGUUCACGGCAUCAAGCGGCUGCGGGUGGCUGAUGUUGGUAUCAUUCCAGAUUCCCCUACCGGUCACACAAGUGCGCAUAGUUUUGUGAUAGGCGAAAAGGCGGCGGAUUUGAUUAAGGAAGAUAAUUAGGGAAGUAUAUUUAGUUGGGUCGUUGUAGACUUCAAUCAGUGACUGUAAGAUUUAAGAUACGUUGUAAUAAAAUCAAAAAUAUGAAAUAAUCCAACGAACGACCGUUGGUUGUUGUUGUGUAAGAAAUUGGCGUUGAAGGGUCGCAAUUAAAUGUGUAACAUACGGAAGGGAGCGCACUGAAGAGAAGAGCAUAUGCGUUAUAACUAGCAGAAAUAACAUUAACAUGGGUGUUCAUUAUAUGUUGGGAGCGAUUGAAAUGACUGGCAAAUGAUUAUCGCUUAUUACGCGUGAGUAGUGUUGUUGUUGAUGCUUGGGUACCGCUGGUUGUUGGGCGUGUCAUUUUUUGUUCAACCAGAAAAACUCGGAUAAAGACGAAGAGAACUAAUUAAUUGCAUAUCAUUUUAACAAACCACAAUAAUGAGUUUAAUGAGUCGGGGUAAAUACCAGGGUUGCCAACUAUAAUUUUCAAAAAUCAGGGAGAGUGAAAAUAAGAAUCAGGAAGAAAUCAGGAUAUCUCAUAUUUGGUUGUCCGGGAAUUCUUUUUCAUUUUUAUCAUUUCUAUAAGCAGACUAGUAUUUAUUCAUUUUUAUAGGCACAGCACAAUUUUAUAUGCACUGGUCUAGGUAUUUUUUUUAAGCUGGCCAUAAGCGGUUCUUACACGGUAUAUUAAUAUUACCAGUAAUGAUAUACCAGUAAUGAUAUUCAUUCUAGAUUCACUUCAGUCUACAUUAUCAUUUUUAUUCAACCAUACACAAUCAUUCCUAUUGUCAUUACUUUCCUAUGUAUUUUUAUGGUCUUAAAUUUAACAGGUAUGCUUGAAUAAUUAUAUCUUACGCCAAUAUUAUUCACAGAAAUGAAAAUAGUUUGCAGAACAUCGAUGUUUUUUCACGAAAUAUUUUGCUACCCAUUUACUAAUACUACCGCGAGGACCUUUAUAGCAUACCAGGGUAACUGUAUAUGUACACUUGGGUGCCAUUGAAUGUAUGGGAAAAAAUCGACCCUGAAAUUUCAAAAAGUUACCCUAUACAAAAUGUUCACCGCCUCAGAAAAACACCCCAUGCAAAAUUUCAGCUGAAUCAGACUUAAGGGAGAGUGGCGCGAAACGGUCAAUGUUUGAGUUUUUUUAAAAUCGAAAAAUCACCCUAGGGGGGAGUAAAGGAAAUCGGGGUUUUCGAAAAAAUUAAAUUUGAUGCUAAAAUUUCAUGAAACGUCGUAAUCUAGUGUAAUCUCGAAUUUUUUUUUCGUCAAAAAUCGACACUCUGAAAUUUAGUUUUUUUCGGGAUACGGGACGAAACGUAUGAUUUUGGGGGCCAACUAAAAUAGUUAUCUCGAUUUUUCAUUAGGAACUUGCUGUGAAUUGUUGAUUUGCACGAAAAUAUACCCUAUGCAAAAUAUUAGCUCAGUUUGGACUUCACUUACUAGUUGACUAGUUGAAUAGAGUUAAAAUUUUAGUUUUUUUUUGAAAACCGAUAAAUCAACGAAAAUCAGGGUUUUGAAAAAGUUUGUUUGAUGCCAAAAUAUGAUUUGAUGUUUGAUGCCUUAAAAUAGCAUGUCACAUGUCAUGUCGAGAUUUCCUUAACCGACUUUCAGACGGAAAAACGACCAAAUUAAAAAAAAAACUUUCGAGGUGAUUUUUUGAUUUUCAAAAAAAACUCAAAAUUCUACCGCUUUGCGCCGUUCUCCUUUAAGUCCGAUUGAGCUGAAACUUUGCAUAGAGUGUUUAUUCGAGAUGUUGAACAUUUUUUAUUAGGUAACUUUUGAAAUUCGAGAUGAGCUUGUAGCAGUCGUGCUACAAGUUAGAAAUAUUUUCGGAGGGUAGCAGUCCAAAUAAAACGGACUGCUAUCUAGCAUAUCUUGCACACCACGAUGUGCAUAAGUUGUAUGCAAUCGUUGUGUGGUUGGACGCAAGCGCAGCAAUCAUGUUCCGUCACACAUACACCUUUCAAGGUUGAGUGGACGAAGUGCCUCGCAAUUGGGUCACUUAUGCGCGGCUUAGCGAGAGUUCCGAGUCAGGUUUCGAGAGGCGAUUCUAAAACUCGCGAGAAGGCUGACUCAACCUGACUCAUGAGAGCGGACAAUCGUUUCUUUGCUCUGUUUCGAACCGUGGGCUGGGGGAUGUUCGCGGAUUUGAAAAGAACAUUUUUUGCUUUAGCAAAUAUUGUUCUCCCGGGGGCAAAGAUCGGGCAAUGAUUGUGUUCUGAGGAACUGAGGACUUUUGCUCGUCCAUUCCGACCUGAUUCGUGGAAGAGGCAAGAGUGCGCGUAUUUUGUUUGUCGCGUCGCGGUGUGCUUCUGAAUGUAAGCCAUGUGCUGCGAAAAGGUUUUCUAGUAUAAUUAGUUUGUUCUUUUGUUUUUUGUAGAGUUCAAUAUUAAGUAGUUGAUUAAUAUUGUUUAUUGUGUGUGAGCAGUUUAUGAAAACUAAAAAGGUAAAAACUGAAUUUGGUUAGCAUUCAAGGCAUAAGAUUAAAUGCGUCGAACAGCCGUUCGACGGCUUUUUUGUUCGGAUUUGAAACCUGCGGAUUUAGGUAACGGCUGACCGGUUCAACAACUUCCGGUUGGAGCUCGGCGCACCGCAUCAUCAUCAUCAUCAUCAAUAACCGCACUUCUGACCCCACGUGUCGGGUUGGAAUCUCCCGACGUGAGCCCAAUACUGUCGGAAGGGAGCUGCUACGUCGUCACAGCGCUCCAGGCAGAGCCAGCCAACGCAUGAGUACCCUAACCCUAUUUUUACAUGCGCAUGUGGGUGGGUACUCUUUUACAUAUGAAUGAAGUGAUCAAAUAUUUGGAGAUGAAUGAAAGCAAUGCGGAUUAAAGGAACCGGUUCGUCGUUGAUAGAAAUUAGGAAAAAUAGAAUAGGGAAAUAAAUGUUAUAGGAUAGGUUGAAGGAAUAAAUGUUUGUAGUAAAUUAAUUAUUUGAUGUAAAGGUUAUUUGUUGUAUUUGUAGAAACCCUUUCGAGCUUCGCGUCGUGUUACGUUUAUAGAGUUUUUCGUUGUACUCCAAGUGUGGACUGCUUGGGAGUCUCAGUCCAUCUCGGCUCGUGCU